Seriola dumerili (greater amberjack) is the source of this 2073-nucleotide messenger RNA. RefSeq names its product vertebrae development associated (gene vrtn). Gene Ontology annotation, biological process: regulation of transcription by RNA polymerase II. Lineage: Eukaryota; Metazoa; Chordata; Actinopteri; Carangiformes; Carangidae. The coding region runs from base 1 to 2073 and encodes 690 amino acids. Gene Ontology annotation, cellular component: chromatin. The record is from RefSeq and is a predicted model, not a curated record. The transcript has 2 exons.
AUGAUUCCGAGGAACGAGGUCGUGCUGUCUGUUUUGGGAGAGCUCCAGGAGGCCACGGAGAGCUCUGGCCUGGAUGCUCUGACCAGAGUGGCCCUGGAGGUGGACCAGGUCCUCGCUCCCUUCCAGCUUCCCAGUACCCCCUGUCAAGAGUUCCCUGAGUGGGCAGGCGUGGACGACACAGCUCACGGCCUGUACCCGGCUGAUGCACCCAGGGGCCUCCUGCCGGUAAACUGCAAGGGAGAAGGCAACUUGCUGUUUGAUGCAGUCAGCAUGUUGUUAGUGGGGAGCACAGGUCUUAGCUUGGAGAUACAGGUGCGGACCGUAGUGGAAAUGGUGCUGUGGAAGCGAUACUACCUGUCUGGGAUGAUUGAUUCUAAAAUGAUGCUCCAGGCAGUUCGCUUCAGUCUCUGUGCUGAAGAGUCCGAGGACAUGCUCAAUCUGCCCGUCACAGUCUUGGAGGCCAUCUUUGAUGCAGAUGUCAAAGCUUCCUGCUUCCCUGGCUCCUAUGCCAACAUGUGGCAUGUCUACGCCCUAUCAUCGGUCCUUCAGUUUGACAUCUACUCCAUCUACCCCAUGUUCAACCUAAAGAUCCGACCCUACUUCAACCGGGUCAUACGUCCAAGGACCUGGCCCAAAGACUCAGAGCCACAAACCCUCCACAUCAUGUGGUCCGGCGAAUUGCAGUCUGACGGCUUGUUCAGGCCAAAUAAUUUUGUCGCACUAGCCCAGGCCACAGAUCUCACGUUUGGAAGUCCUGACAGUGAGCAGAGGGCAUCCCCCAUCAAGAGUGAGGAGCUGCUGAACCAGGACUCGCAGCUUUCUUACCCGAGUCUGAAGGACAAGUACAACAUCACCAAGAGGACCUUCUACCGCUGGAAGAGGCAGACACAGGAGCACUGCAAAAAGUCCGCAGCUAGGUAUGAGGCCAAGUAUUUCCUUCAAGCUUGUUACUUGGAGGGAAAGCUCAUCCCUCUGCACCAGUUCAAGGAGUUUUUCCCUGAGAUCUCAAGGUCGUCUUACUAUAACUGGAAGCAUGAGCUUCUGAAGUCUGGAGGAAACUUCUCCACCUCAUCUUCAACUGGAGAGAUCAGUCCUGGAGAGAGUACGGAGCAGGAGGCCUGGUCUUCACCUGAAGCAAAGCAGGAUGAGCCGGACCACCAUGACAGCGUGGCCAGUAUGUUUGGCCUCAGCCUUGGCAAGUUGGACCUAGAGCGGGCCCAGAAUGUAACACAUAUGCAGGAAGCUAAACGUUGUCUGCAGAAUUGCAUCGCGGUGAAUGCCUCCCUCCCCUUCAGGGUCUUCAAAAGAAAUUUCCCUGGGAUCUCCAGAUCAACCUACUACAACUGGAGGAGAGAAGCCAUGCUGUUCAGCAGAGGUUACAAAGGCAGUGUUGGCAGCAGCGAGGACAGCUCAGAUGCUGACAAGAGUCAAAGUCCGAAAAGUCUGUCACCAGUCCUGCCUAACAUCCACCAGGCUGCCAUGCCCAGAAUGAGGAUCUGCCGGCGAAAACACAGAAGUUUUAGGCUGGCGUACAUGAGUAAAAAACAGCUCAGAGAUGCUGCGAAGCUGCAUGUCCAGAAAUCAAAGUGGUCCCUGACGAAGUUCAAGCUCAAGUUCCCGUCCAUGUCCCCUUGUUUCUACUGGCUGUGGCGCAGCAGGCAGAACCGCAAGAAGAAAAUGGUCGUCCAGUGUGCCGACGUCCUCCCUGAGAUUCCGCAGAGCACCACGACAGAAAACAAAAUUACGGAGAGGAGGGUGGAGAGUCAGUCUAUGCUCCCAUUUGUUGAGAGCCCUAGAUAUCGAGAAAGCUCCCCCGUGCCCUCUUUUGAUGCCCCACAUUCAAAGCACACCCUUCUCGGCAAGGCACCAAUAGAUGAGCAGAUGUUUGCAAUGGAUGUUGUGGCUCUGGCCAACUUCAAGGCCAAGGCCAAGCUUUUCCUUCAGCAACGCUUUGAGGAAAAAUCCUUCCCUACGUUUAAAGAAUUCCGGUCUUACUUCCCCUUCACUCCACGCUCGACCUACUACAUGUGGAAGCGAGCUUUGCAUCAUGGGGUGUCACUGGUUCAUGGAUAA